AUGCUAAAAUUACCCACAUAUGUUGAGGUGCUAGAAAGGGCUGUUAUCGCAGAAGGAAACCUUGCGGCCCAGAGCCGGAGUUUCGAGUGGAAAGGGAAGAGACAAAAUAACCAAUGGUCGAAGGGAUCCGUUACUCCACCCGCUAAGAGGCACAAUUCAGGGAACUUCAGCACCACUAUUACGACUCAAAAUUCCACUCUGGUGUGUCCAGACUGUGGAAGGCAACAUCGAGGAACUUGUCACUGGAAAACUGGAGCAUGUUUUAAAUGUGGGAAAACGGGACAUUUGGUGAGAGAUUGCCCACAAUUGGUUCAACAAAGCGGCAAUAGAUCCGCUACAAGUUCCGCGGGAUCUACAUUAACCCCCAAUGCGAAGGCGGCUGCCAAACCGAGUAAUAACAAAGACACUGCAAGACAAGGUAGGGUGUUCGCUUUGAUUCCAGGUGAUGUACAAAAUACAGCAACAGUGGUGUCAGAUAAAAUUGAAGAAAACUUAUCUUACAUGUUGUGUGUGUCCUCCCCCUUGGGAGAGUCUAUGAUUUGUGCUACUAUAUACUUAGCUUGUGAACUUCAACUUGGGGAUAUUCGGGUGUAUGCUAACUUAAUGCCUCUCGAUAUGACCUAUUUUGAUGUUAUUUUGGGGAUGGAUUGGCUAAGUGCUUAUGGUGUAACGAUAAACUGUGUGACUAAGCAAAUUCAUUUCUACCCUCCGGGGCAAUCAGAGUCUAUGGUUCAAGGGCAGGAAGUAAUUUCGCCACCUUAUUUGAUAUCUACCGUGAAGGCUUGCAACUUAAUACGAAAAGGCUGUCAGGGGUAUCUAUGUAGCGUUUUAAAGGGGCAAGGGAUGAAUGGGGAUAAUGAUGUAAUCCCAGUGGUCCGUGAAUUUCCGGAUGUUUUUCCCGAAGAAUUGUCGGGCCAACUAAUAGACCGAGAAAUCGAGUUUAUGAUUGAAGUGGCGCCUGGAACCCAACCUAUCUCGAAGACACCCUAUAGGAUGUCACCAGCUGAAAUGAAAGAGUUGAAGAUUCAAUUACAGGAUCUGCUUGGCAAGGGAUUUAUCCGUCCGAGUGUAUCCCCUUGGGGUGCGCCAGUAUUGUUUGUGAAAAAGAAGGACGGAACACUUCGGUUAUGUAUCGACUAUAGGGAACUGAAUAAGGUGACAAAAAAUAAGUACCCCUUACCACGGAUAGAUGACUUAUUCGAUCAGUUACAAGGGGCACAAGUUUUCUCAAAAAUUGAUUUACGGUCUGGCUACCAUCAACCGAAAGUUAAAGCCGAUGAUGUGGAGAAGACAGCUUUUCGAACCCGGUACGGCCAUUAUGAAAUUUUGGUUAUGCCCUUCGGUGUUACAAACGCACCAGCAGCAUUUAUGGAUCUAAUGAAUCGCGUCUUCAAGCCCUAUCUAGACGAAUUUGUGGUGGUUUUUAUCGAUGACAUUCUUAUAUACUCGAAGAGUGCAGAAGCUCAUGAGGAUCAUCUUCGCUUAAUUCUUCAAACACUCCGGGAGAAGAAACUGUAUGCAAAAUUGAAGAAAUGUGAAUUCUAGCUACAAGAAGUGGCAUUUUUGGGGCAUGUGGUGACAAAGGAAGGAGUCUCUGUUGAUCCAUACAAAGUUGAAGCAAUUGUGAAUUGGCCAACUCCAACUAAUGUAACUGAGGUACGAAGUUUCAUGGGAUUAGCUGGAUAUUAUAGGAGGUUUGUUCAAAAUUUCUCCAAAAUCGCUGUGCCGCUUACCCAACUGACACGAAAGGGAGUUGCGUUCGAAUGGUCAGAGGAACGGGAAUCCGCUUUCCAAGAAUUAAAAACAAGAUUGACGACAGCACCAGUUCUGGCUUUGCCAUCUGGUACCGAGGGAUUCGUAAUUUACAGUGAUGCUUCGCACAAGGGGCUUGGUUGUGUGCUAAUGCAAAAUGGAAGGGUUAUUGUCUAUGCUUCUCGGCAACUAAAACCCCACGAGAAGAAUUAUCCCACACACGAUCUCGAAUUAGCGGCAGUAGUUUUUGCUUUGAAAAUAUGGCGGCACUAUCUUUAUGGUACAACCUGCGAAGUUUAUACUGAUCAUAAAAGCCUCAAGUACCUGUUUACCCAGAAAGAGUUGAACAUGCGCCAACGGCGAUGGCUCGAGUUGAUCAAGGAUUAUGACUUGCAGAUUCAAUAUCAUCCAGGUAAUGCCAACAAGGUGGCAGAUGCACUUAGUCGGAAGAAUAUGGGGGACUUGGCCAAUCUGUUGAUAGAAAGAAAGGAGUGGAGGAACGAACUGGAUAAAAUGAAUAUGGACCUGGUGGUACGUGAACAGGAGGCCGUACUAGCAACAGUAAGAGCUCAGCCCACCUUACUGGAAGAGAUUAAGUUACAUCAACUAGAAGAUGAAACCUUAAAGAAAAUCUAUGAAGAUACUAAAAUGUACCGGGACUUAAAACAAAAUUUUUGGUGGCCAAACAUGAAAAAGGAGAUCGCGGAAUUUGUUUCUAAGUGUCUGCAAUGUCAACAAGUCAAGGCGGAACAUCAAAGACCAGCAGGAUUACUACAACCCCUUCCCAUCCCGGAAUGGAAAUGGGAGCAUUUGACCAUGGAUUUUGUUGUGGGGUUACCGAGGACUCCUCGAGGUAUGAAUUCGAUUUGGGUCAUUGUGGACCGAUUAGCCAAGUCUGCUCACUUCUUGCCAGUGAAGACUCAACACAAUGCGGAUAAGCUGGCAGUACUGUAUAUAAAUGAAAUUGUAAGGCUUCAUGGUGUACCAGUGUCAAUUAGGUUAAAAACGGCGCAAAGCAGGCAAAAGAGUUAUGCAGAUAACAGACGGAGGGAUUUGGAGUUUGAAGUGGGUAGUUAUGUGUUCGUGAAAGUCACUCCGUUAAAGGGACAUCCGAGAUUUGGGAAAAAGGGAAAAUUAACGCCCCGGUAUGUUGGCCCUUUCCAAAUUCUAGAAAGAGUGGGUUUGGUAGCUUACCGAGUGGCUCUACCGCCGAGUAUGAGUCAAAUACAUAAUGUAUUCCAUGUUUCUAUGCUUCGAGGAUACCUACCAGAUCCAUCUCAUGUCAUAGACUACCACCAACUUGUGCUGGAUGAUAAGUUAAGCUAUGAAGAAAGACCACGUCAAAUUUUGGAGCGACAAGUAAAGCAAUUGCGCAAUCAGGAAAUUCCAAUGGUAAAGAAAACUUGGGUCAGCACUGAUGGUCAAAGUUUUACUUUUGUCCAUACACCAACCCAACCCCUGGAGUUACAACCAUUAAGCAGUAAUACCAAACCUUUAGCCAUUGCUGCUUAUAUGGAAAUUCCACACAAAUCACAAAAUAGGGAUCCUAUUCUCAUUCAGGAUAUGCCAAAAUCUGAAGUUCAUACUGAAGUUAUUCCUGCAACAAUUAAACCUCCUUUAGAAAAUGAAAAUGAUGAUCAUGAAAUCGCCAGAUUUAUGGUCAAUGGUUUUACCAACAUCCUAAAAGGAUGGUGGGAUAACAUUAUUACAGAAACACAACAAACAGAAAUCUUAACAGCCUUUAAAAGAAUUACAGAUCCUUUAACAGGGGCUUUUCCUGAUGGUUUAGAAGAUAGGAGUAGAGAACUUUUACAGAAUUUAAGAUGUCCUUUAUCCCAUUUUAGAUGGUAUAAAGAUGUGUUCAUGAUGAGAGUUGUUAGAAGAUCUGAUGCUAACAGUGAACAUUGGAAAGCCAAAUUCAUUGAUGGCCUUCCCACUCUCUUUGCUGAAAGAAUCAGAAAAAAACUGAGGGAUAAGCAUAGCAAAAUGUCUAUUCCAUAUUCAGAAUAUACUUAUGGUCAACUCAUAAGAAUUGGUACCGAAGAAGGUCUUGCUCUUUGCAAUGAUCUGAAAUUACAGAAUCAAAUGAAAAAGCAAUGUCAAAAUGAAUUAAGUGAAUUUAGUGAACAAUUUGCCUGUCACUAUGCUAAUCGUUGCAAAGCUAAGAUUCAACAAAAAUUAAAUGAAUUAGCUUUAGACGAUGAAAUUCAGCAACAAAUUUUUCAGAUGGAUUAUGAAGACUCUGAUUUAGACUCUACUUCAGAUGACGGUAUUGCAAUACUAUAUUCAUCAUCUUCUCAUACUGAUCCUGAAUCCCCUCCGAAAAUCUGUUCCUGUAAACGUCAAAUUAAUCAAAUAACAGAAGAAGCCAAUUAUUGGAAAGCAAUAGUCGAGAUGAAUGGACUUGAUAUUAGUAGUCCUAAUAUCAUUGUUCUUACAGAUGAUGAAUAG
Messenger RNA from Camellia sinensis, 4203 nucleotides. Lineage: Eukaryota; Viridiplantae; Streptophyta; Magnoliopsida; Ericales; Theaceae. The record is from RefSeq and is a predicted model, not a curated record.